Suillus bovinus is the source of this 1084-nucleotide messenger RNA. RefSeq lists its product as uncharacterized. Lineage: Eukaryota; Fungi; Basidiomycota; Agaricomycetes; Boletales; Suillaceae. The record is from RefSeq and is a predicted model, not a curated record. The coding region runs from base 357 to 869 and encodes 170 amino acids. The transcript is spliced from 2 exons.
ACGCUCAUCAUACAGAAUUCGUUUCAGAAAACCGUCCAACGUGAAAUAUUUAUUUCCCGGUUUGCUUGUGUUGAUCCGCUCUGGGGUAGUAACAUUGGCAGAUCAGAAGUGAUUAUCGUCCAUUCAACUUGCCUGUUUGAAUGUUGCAACGACACAGCGCGUAACAACCUGUCUCUUCCACCACCAAUGUAACGGGAUGUCACAAACCCGAUAGCUCAGUGGAAAUCUGGCGAUUAUAGCCAACACUCGUGCCUCUUGUCGAGCUGCGGUGGGGCACAGCGCCAGAAAGCAGACAAUAAAAGCAACCCAUCUGCAGAACCCAGAAGACACAGAAACCAACACCUCCCUGAUCCGAUAUGAACACAGUUCGUUCGUCUGAAACCAUCAUGGUCCAUGAUAUGCUCGAGGAGUAUAACAUGUCGAGUCCCAUCCUCAUUGACCGGGAUAUCCUACGUGACCGUGACGCCAGGGUCACAGUGCACCCGUGUGAGUGGGACGGCUGCACGAUCCACAUUGCUGUGGAUCACAAGGAGGUUUCCAAACAUCUCCAGCGUCAUCAUGAUAUCAACACAAGUGCCACGAGCGAGGACACGCAGCAAAUUACGUGUCGUUGGAUGGGGUGUCUCGAUGCUCAUAUGAAACCAGGAAACCUCACCCGUCACAUACUCUCACACCUUGGAGUACGAUGGGUCUGCUCGACGUGUGAAGCUUCGCUUUCGCGCGAGGAUGCCUUUCGAAGGCAUUCUCUCGAAAAAUCAGGCUGCCAGCAUGCGAAAGCCAUCGUUAAGUACAAAGACGGAUCAUUAGUGAUUGACACAGCACACCUUGAAGGGGGUUGGUCGGCUUUACAAAACGUUAUUUGCAUCUAAUGCAGUCCUUCGGUGUUAUCUUACAGUGAUAUCCUCAUCGUUUUGUGUUCCGGCCCCGCAUGCAUCUCCCUAUAGCUCCUGUUCGUUAUCGGUAAUCGUGAAGUGUGUCCUACUAUAUACUCCUACUAAUUAGUUGAUCUACGCUAUUUGUACUGGAAAUUGUAUUUUUACUCGAGUUUCGUUGUGGUAUCGACCAUUAAUUUAUGGGAUUAAAG